CUGCACAUACACAUCAUAGUUGAGUGAGAGCGAGAGGUUAUUUUGUUUUAGGUUAAGUUAAAUCAAAUAAACCGGCUUGAUUUGCAUUGCAAAUUUGCAACCCAAAAUCGUGAGUUCUAUCAUUAAUAAAAAUUAGAAUACAAACAGAAUAUCUUGAAAAGUUAAGAGUUAACAUUUCAUCAUGUCAGGAAAUGAGAAACCUAUGAUUUACGUGAGAAAGCAGGAUGAUGAUGAAGAUGAUGAGGAAUGGGAUGAUUCUGAAAUCCUUACAGCAUAUGACAAGGCAAUCUCCGCAGUCAAGAGAAAGAUAACGAGGAAGAUUCAGAAAGAAUUAGGAUUAAAAAUUGAAGAUGUUGAAGAAUUCCUAAGUGAUUUAGAAACUAAGAAGAAAAAUAAUAGAAAGAAGUGGGCAGUAGGAAGUUCUUGUCGAGCAGUUUACUCUACAGAUGGGCAACAGUAUGAAGCAGUGGUUGUCAAAAUUGUAGACAACCACUGGUGCGUUGUCAGAUAUGUUGGAUAUGACAAUGAAGAAGAGGUGUUGAUUGAAACUCUGAUUCCAUCAAAAGGGAAAAAAGCUGUCCAAGAACAGAUUGAUGAUUCUCAAUAUGUUUUAGAAGAGGGUGAAUGUUCAGUGACUGAAGAAUCUGAACACGAAGAUAUUUACCAAAAAAAAUCCCAACAUGAAAGAAUUAAACAAGAAAUGCCAUCAUCAAUGGAAGAUAUUUCUAAGUUUAUUGAUGAAGAAGAUAAAAUAUUUCAGAAGACAAAGUUGAAGUUUCCGACAAGGCCUCCGAUGACUUUUCAUGUUCCCUUCCCACCGCAACCACCGUCUUUGGCCCGUGGCGCUUCUAUGAUGAAGAGUUCUUCAAUGAAGAGGCAGGAAGAAUUAAACUCCAUGCUGAUGUCAUGGUAUAUGUGUGGAUAUUAUACAGGUUUGUACGAAAGAGGGCAAAAUCUUCAACAUCAUUAAUGUUUCUAAAAAAUUCAAUCUUAAGCUGUUAGAUAAUCGGAAGUUGAUAUUUUUGUAUAUGUAUGUAAAUAAAAGCAUUUAAAAAUA
Molecule: messenger RNA, 1057 nt
Organism: Macrosteles quadrilineatus (aster leafhopper)
Lineage: Eukaryota; Metazoa; Arthropoda; Insecta; Hemiptera; Cicadellidae
Product: survival motor neuron protein-like
Exons: 8
Coding region: 182-970 (262 amino acids)
Biological process (GO): mRNA processing
Cellular component (GO): nucleus; cytoplasm
Molecular function (GO): RNA binding
Source: RefSeq, a predicted model, not a curated record